GAAAUCACGACAAAAAUGCCUCUUUUGAAACACAAAACAGUUCUUGGCACGCUGCUUUCGACCACAAGGUCCCAUCCGCCUCAUCUCCAUGAUCAGGUUCCAUGCAUGCAACAAGACGAAGAAGCCCGACCCGAUACUCCCCGAAGGUUGUUCUAACUUGGGUCCUUCAGCAUUGACGAUGAUGGAGAACAGCGAUGUCCCAUCUGACUGCAACUGGAAGAAAAGGGCCGAACCGGAGCUUUCGGGCGGCUUCCCCCAUUCGAGGAGGAGCAGCGAUGGUGUCGCUGCCUACUCCGGGCCAUUCAGGGACAACAUCAGUCAGUUCCUAGAAGAAUGCGGAGAGUGGCAGGGCAAGGAUGCUUGCUCCGUCGGCGGGUACCCGACAUGGCGGAUGGCCGUCGCGAGCGACACCGGCAGCUUCCAAUUCUCGCUCUACGCCAUCCAGGAGAACGUGGAGGAGUCUCCUCGGUCCAUCUGUGACAGUUGCAGAUGCGUUGGUUGGAGUCACCAUUUCGUGUCCAAGAGGAGGUACCACCUGAUCGUACCUCCGGAAUGCGAGUGGACCGAGCCGAUGGGCGACAACAUGUUGGAGCUCAAUACCCAUCUCUUGCACGGCAUGAUUCACUGCAACGGGUUUGGCCACCUCCUCUGUAUCAAUGGGAAGGAGGAAGGCCCCAACCCCUUCUCGGCCAGUGAACUCAUGGAUAUAUGGGACCGAAUCUGCACUAUCCUUCGAGUGCGGAAAGUAACAGUCCAUGACAUGUCAAGAAAGGAAUCAAUGGACCUCCGGUUGCUCUGUGGGGUGGCUUACGGGCAAUCCUGGUUUGGGAAGUGGGGCUACAGAUUCUGCCGGGGAAGCUUUGGUGUGACUGAGGAUAAGUAUGACCAGGCAAUUGAAAUCCUCUGCUCGAUAGACCUCAACGAGAUUGUUCAGGAUCUUUCCGAUGGGUGUCAUGGCAAGGCAAUUCAAAGUAUAGUUAAAAGCUAUAGAGAAGCCAGCGAUUCCCGAUUAGUGACCAUAAGCGACUUGCUCCAAUUCAUGCUUGAUUCCAAACCCAAAAGAUCCCGGUGUUCCAAACAGAAAACUGAUUCAUUGGGAUCAACAAAGGAUAAUGAUGAGAAAAGCUUUGCUGAAGAAGAUUAUGAGUUAGUUGAAGUCAGUGGAUUGCUCACUUCUUUUCCAGAUACGGAGUCGUCUCGGCAGCGAUGGCCGGUUAGGAGACUUGAGCACACUGCUAAAGUAAUUGCCUCCACACUAAAGAAGCAUGAGUUAGAGUUCAGGGGAGGACGGACUAGUAUGUCCCGCCAAGAGCUAAGGGAUGCUGUGCGCUUGUACAUUGGAGACACGGGUUUGAUCGACUUUGCCUUAAAGCACAUAGACAACACAAUUGUGGGCAAUCAGGUCAUACGUCGCCGGGCAAAUCCAAGAACCAGGACCCUAGAAUUCAUGCUCCAGGAUGGUCCUAGAGCAAUAAGAGAAGAGAAGCUUGAAGUCGAGGAUUGCUCACAGGACCUCGAUGUGCAUAGGGACAUCCUGUGUCUUUAUGAGAAUGUCCUUUACGGAUACCCCGAGCACCAUCCGGUGAGCUUAGCAGCACAAAUCAUCUUCGAAAGCAAGCAUUUCGUGAAGGAGUGGCCACUCUCUGACUUCUGGGAUGACAACGAUAAGUUAAUGAACGUGUUGUGCAGAGCAGUUCCCAGUUACCGUGAACUGAUUACCGAGUUCACCAGACCACCGCCGCCCGGCGAGCAUAUCAGAAUCCAUAAAUGCACCGAUAUCACGGAGAUAAAAUUGGCAGCUCAGAAAGCAAUGCGUGACACAUACUUCGUGACAGACCAGUUCAUCGUGACAGAUGUUAAGGUGCGCGAAGCAGGUCCGGGAGUAAUGCAGGUUUAUUCUGUAAGAGGAAUCAGGAUGGACUCUGGCACGGCGCUGAGGUACGAGGGCGGGCCUGACAACUGGGUGGUGGACUGCGUGUGCGGGGCCCGGGAUGACGAUGGGGAGAAGAUGGUUGCUUGCGACGUGUGCCAGGUGUGGCAGCACACCCUGUGCAACGGCAUUGAGCAGGACGAGGACGUUCCCCCGACUUUCAUAUGCGAGAAAUGCAGUGAUGGGAAGAAGACCAAUAUAGUAGGAACCAGGUCAGGAAAUGACAAGAGUUCAGUAAGAAACUAAUCGCAAUAGAGUUGUUAAUUUGUAAUGGUGAAGAUGGAGAUGAAGGCGACGGUAGUAUUUGAUAAAUUAAGUGCUUAUUUUAGUUAAGGAAAGAAAUGGAUCGGAAGAAGAAAUGAAUGAAUAAUAAUGAAAAAAGUUUUGUGAGAGAUAAAAAGUGCCAGUAAGUGGGGAAUGAUUUAUUUCAUUAAAUCAAAAUUUUCUAUGUAUUUCAUCAA
This is a messenger RNA of Punica granatum (pomegranate), 2391 nucleotides long. The record is from RefSeq and is a predicted model, not a curated record. Lineage: Eukaryota; Viridiplantae; Streptophyta; Magnoliopsida; Myrtales; Lythraceae.